Molecule: messenger RNA, 4227 nt
Organism: Anopheles darlingi
Lineage: Eukaryota; Metazoa; Arthropoda; Insecta; Diptera; Culicidae
Product: disintegrin and metalloproteinase domain-containing protein 12-like
Exons: 2
Coding region: 542-3877 (1111 amino acids)
Biological process (GO): membrane protein ectodomain proteolysis
Molecular function (GO): metalloendopeptidase activity
Source: RefSeq, a predicted model, not a curated record
GGUUGACUCCUUGUGUUGCGGUUGGAACGAAGCGGCCGCGAUGGUCGCGUGGUAUUAAGUUGUUCGAAAUCCUUCCAAUGUGACCGUGAAGUGUUGAAAAGUUGAGAGUUGACACUGCCUAAAAAGCAAAACAAAUUGUCGUUUAUUGUGAUAAUUGUGCGCUGAUCGGAACUGGCUUGGCUAGCUCAAGAUCGCGAUCGUGAUACGCAGUGUAACUUUGCGACAUUCCGACUUCCUGCCUUUCGAACGGUUCCGCCAGAUAAAUCAAAACACAAUAAAACAUCGCGUUAGACCCUCGCUGCUGAUCUUGGUUCGGUGCUUCAUUCGUUCGGUGCAUAACUGGUGCAGCGUAUCGUGUGGUGUACAGAAAUCUGCAGGCUCCGAAUCCGCAGCGUACACAUUCCAUGUGGGAUCAGUGCGUACGUGAUUUUGAAACCGUUUUGCUACCAACACCGUGCUCAAGUGUGUUUUCGGUGGAGCCUUGCCUGGGGGUUAUCGCGUAUCUGUAAAACACCACGCGUUAAUGUGCCGAUAGGUGACUAUGGUGCUGGCUGUUAUGCAAACAACGCGCCACACACCAGCAAUGCAGCGAUCGUCGAGGAGCCACGGAGCCAGUGGUGUCCUGCUGGCUGUUUGGCAGCUGGUGCUGUUGUUAGUGGUCCUCCCGUACCAACCUGUGAUAGUGACGGCUGUGAUAAACACGCAACGAACGGUCGGACUUCGAUCGCUGGAAGCCGGAAAUGGUGACAAUCCUCUCGGCACGAUCGACGGAUUACAGUGGAACGAUAACUUUGAGCUGCAGGGCGAGAUAUGGCCGACGAUGCUCUGUCAUCGCACGAAACGAGAGCUGCCAUCGUCGGUGGUGAUGUCUUCCGGCAGUGCGAGCGACACCGACAAGCUAGCCGCCGAUCGGCGGCGCCAGCAUCAUCGCGAUCGUCUGCUCAUCCGGUACGACAUGGACGGUACCACGAUGACGCUCGAUCUACGGCUGAGCGAAAACAUCAUCGCACAGCAGUUCAAACUGGUACGGCAAUCGGCCGAGGGCGAGGAUAUCGUACUCCAAAACGACGGCGACGACGACAGCGGUCGGCCACAGGAGGUGGAGCUGUGUCAGUACGGCGGUACGGUUCCCGAGAUGCCCGGAUCUCGCGUUGCUCUCUCCACUUGCGACGGUAGAAUCGAGGGUGUGAUUUACGGGACGAACGAAACGUACCUCAUUCAGUACAACAACGCGACACAUCUACUGUACCGGCGACGACGGCGUAGCGUUCAUCAUGCAGCACUGGAAGAGAUGGACAGCAUCCCGACACGCCACCCAUCGGCGACCACCGGGAAGGAAAAGUUCGCCUUCAGUACCGGCUACCGAGAAAACGCCGAGUCACUGUUCGUCGAGCUGGCCAUGGUCGUCGACCGUAGUACGUUCUUGAAAUUCAGCUCGAACGAGCAGCGUAUCCACCGGCACUGUCUCUCGGUGGUGAACGUCCUGAACGAGCUGUACCGUCCACUAAACAUCUACAUAGUGCUGGUCGGUGUGGAGGUGUGGAACCAGCGCGACCGCAUCGAGUUAUCGCGCGAUUCCAAGCAAACACUCGCCAACUUCCUGGCGUACCGGCGGGAUACGCUGCUGCGAACCAUGCCGAACGACAAUGCCCAACUGCUGACGGCCGUUCGCUUCCCAAACAACGUGGUGGGAAAAGCGGAGCUCGGUUCAAUGUGUUCUUCGACCGGUUCCGGGGGGAUCGCGGUCGUGGAACACUUCGACGUGGCCCCGCUAGCGACCACGAUCGCGCACGAGCUGGGACACAACUUCAACAUCGAUCACGACACGGUGGAGGAGUGCGGAGGGGAAGCAGCCUGCCCAGGUCCGGGACCGUGCAUCAUGGCACCGAAGCUGCUCGAUUCGGCCGAUGUACCGAGCGUCUGGAGCAAGUGUAGCUUGGCGGAUUUGAAGGAAUCGCUCGAACACGGUCUCGGCGCCUGUCUGCGCAACAAACCCACUCGCCAGCAGGUCCGGGCGGAGUGUGGCAAUGGAUUGCUGGAACCGGGUGAACAGUGUGACUGUGGACGACCCGGCCAGUGCAACAAUGCUUGCUGCGAUCCAUCGACGUGUCGGUUACGCGGGAAUGCUACCUGUGCGACCGGCGCCUGCUGCGAUUUGGGGACAUGCCAACCCCGAAUGGCCGGCACCGAGUGUCGCCGAGCCGGCGGUGAGUGCGAUCUGGCCGAGUACUGCGACGGACAGAGUGAGCUGUGUCCGGCCGAUGUUUAUCUACGGGAUACGAGUCCGUGCGCCGGUGGCCAUGCGUACUGCUACCGAGGACAGUGCAACUCACGCGAUCGUCAAUGCCAGCUGCUGUGGGGUCCAACGGGUCGCUCGGGACCGAACGAGUGCUACCAGGCCAACGUCAACGGGACUGUGUUCGGUAACUGUGGCACCGAUCUGCUAGCGAAUCGGUCCGUGCCCUGUCCCGGGCACGAUGUACAAUGUGGACUGCUGCACUGUACGCACCAGAACGAGAAGCUCGAGUACGGGAAGGAAGCGUACGCGCAACGGACAACAACUCGGUACUCUUCGUGGGGACCGCGCGGUACCACGCGGCACGUCACUUGCAAUACGGCGAUCGUUGACUUCGGGCCAGAGGUGCGCAAUCCGGGCCUGGUGCCUGAUGGUGCCGAGUGUGGUAAGGGUAAGAUGUGCCAUGGCCAACGGUGCGUCGCUAUCAGUGCACUGCGGGAGCUUGACAUCGGAGAAGAAUGCCCGGGUGGUUGUGGUGGCCACGGAGUGUGUAACAGUGAAGGUCACUGUCACUGUGAGCCCGGAUUCGCUCCACCAUUCUGCGACCAACCGGGCGCUGGUGGUUCGAUCGACAGUGGACCGAUCGGUCGGACGCCAACGGUUUCGCACGAGGCGCUAGUGCAAGGCCUCAUCAUCGGUGGAACGAUCGGUGGUAUGCUGAUCGUCAGUGUGCUGGUGUUUGUGCUCGCACGCAACUUCCUGAUGGCACAGGUACGGCUCGCAUUGAAGCGAUUCCGGGAGCGCAAGUAUGGCCACAUCGUACCACCGGCUUCCCCCACUGGCCUUUCAGCCCCGCCGGCCAUAUACCCCACGACGGUGGACGGCAAGCGUCCACUGGCUAGUGGACGAUUGGCACCUCCAGCACCACCGCCCCCACCGCCACCACCACCAAUGCCAUCGACGGCGUUAUUGCUAGUGGCAGCAUCAUCGACGGUGACGUCACCGGCUGACCCCCAGGCUCAGUCACAGUCCUUCAUUAACGUUAACAUUAGUAAAAAUGGCAAAAUCACGAUCGAAAACAAACGCAUCAACUCACCGUUUCUGCAUCAGCAGCAUGUGCUCGAUACGCAGGAGGCGUUCCGGAUGAAGCUACAGGAGCGGUCGUACAGUGUCGAGAGCAACGUCUCGUCUGAGCGGCCACUCGUCACCGCCGAACUUCACUCCAGUACGCCCGAUGUGGCGCACUCUCCCGUCGAGCAACCGGGCUACGGUACCGUGCUCCACGAGCUAAAGCAAACCGACCGCAUCAACACCUUCCACAGUAAUCGUUCCAAGAGCGACGAACGACCGGCCCGGCAACUGCCCAAGUUGCCACGUCAGCACACGUUCGGUGAUUUCGAUACGAUCGAGCGGCUUCCGGAGGAGGAGCAGCAGCCUCAUCCCAAGAAGGGACCACUGCCAACCAAACCGAUCGCAAUACCGCGCCCAUCACCCCGGGUAGCCGUUAGUCCGGGACACGCGAAUCGAUUACUACCGACCGUACCGACCACCAAUGCGGUUGGCGGUCGGCCCGUCAUGGGUACAAAUGUGGCCGCACUGAAAGCCAAGCUGAAUCUCGCCGAAAUAGCCACGAAACGAUGAUCUUGUGCUCGGGAAAUUAUUUCCGAAAGCGAUGGAAUGGCAUACGGCUACAUAGCCCGCAACAUACUCCAUAGAGUGGCCAGGGUUUUUUUCACUUCGGAACCGGGAACCAACGCCCCCGUUAUAGCCUGCGAUAAUGGUCGACGUGGGAGAUAUACACCGAAAACGGCCGUACAAAGCAGUAUUCCAAAGGGGCUGCCUCAGGGUCAAAUGUAUUAAUCACACCGCGUAGCCUUUCGCGUACUUAUUAGACUGUUUUUAGGGCAAAUGCAAUUUAUACCUAUAAGAUUUAGUAGCACAGCGUGGCCUUAGUGCUAUCUAGCGAAGAAAAUAUAGCAUGGAUUUCUAGU